This is a messenger RNA of Coregonus sp. 'balchen', 12408 nucleotides long. NCBI's taxonomy places the organism in Eukaryota, Metazoa, Chordata, Actinopteri, Salmoniformes, Salmonidae. The record is from the annotation of a GenBank genome assembly.
CGUAGCUAGCGAUCAUCACAUCACAUACAUGGCGGCUAGCUCACCGCGGAAUCCCCCUCCUUUCCCUGGAGCAGAGAACCAAGACCCACUUUCCGAAAUGGCAGAUGGAGACAGUGAUGAAGGGGAGGAUGCAUUCGUUGGCAAUGUAAGAACUAGACAUAUAUCAGAUUAUACUAGCUACAGCUUGUCCUGACUGAAGCCGGAUUUGUACACCAUUCCAUAGCAUGCUAAUGUUAGCCCUGUACACUACAGAACUGAGCUUAGCCAACCAGCUAGCUAGGCUCAACUUUUCCAGUCUCCAGUCUGGUACAAUCCAUUAGAUAGCUAACGUUAACUCCUUUUGUUUUUUGAAUGGAAGCUGCACUCACUCAACCUCUUAACUUGUUGAGCGCUGGUCUGCAGCCUAUAUAUAUGUAUAUACCUGUGUGAAGCUAGCCACAAUAGUGGAAUUUGCGGUUUGCUUUCAAAAUAAAAGUGCCCCAUUGAAAGUUAUUCAAAUGGAUACAAAUAGUGGAAUUAUGCUAUAUUUGACUAACUAGAUAAUGCUAAACAAUGUAGGAAUGUGCUUAUAUACAUUCAACAAAAUACAAUUUCAAAAAAAUAUCAGUUGAAAUCGCACUGUGGGUGUAUUAGACUAGAAUUGCAUUGGGGGCAUACUUAUAUUUCACUGUACAGUCUUGACUAAACAUCAGACUGGAAACAGAAUGUUACCAUGGUUAUUAGAUGGCUAAUCAGUCUGAAAGAAGUCGCUGUAAAAAAAGACGCAAUUCUCUACAAGCCAGAAUGUUGAGUAAAAUGAUAUGAGGUUACUUUACCGGUUGUCUGUGCAGAACCUCCCGACGCAGCAAAAAGACAAGUAAACAAUACUUUACUGUAGACAUUUGAUCUCCACAACUUUUUGCGACGCCGGUAAGUUCUGUCACUUGUAUUUUCCAUCUCCUGAGCAUUUCACGUGGUGCACAAUAUGUAAACAAUAGCCGAAUAUAAUCGAACAUUGUCGACUAAAGCACGUUCCGUCCCAGUCAGUUGGGACAAUAUUUGUGUAAACUCUUCACAGUCGUGUUCUGUGAGUGUCCCUGAGUAGGCUAAUACCUCAUUUCAUGGGUGCAACAUCCAUAGGUUACAUUUACAUUUACAUUUUAGUCAUUUAGCAGACGCUCUUAUCCAGAGCGACUUACAGUUAGUGCAUACAUUAUUUUUUAUUGAACCCACAACCCUGGCGUUGCAAACGCCAUGCUCUACCAACUGAGCUACAUCCCCUGCCGGCCAAAUCCCUCCCCUACCCUGGACGACGCUGGGCCAAUUGUGCGCGCCGCCCCAUGGGUCUCCCGGUCGCAGGUUAGGCUGUACAGUGCAUAUAAGUAUGCCCCAAAUGAAAUUCUAAAGUCUUAUACAUCCACAGUGCGAUUUCAACUGAUUUGUACUGCUUUGGGUCAAAUUAACUAAUUAUUGUCUUGAAAUUAUAUAACAUUCCGAUCUUGUUUAGCAUUAACUAGUCCAAAUAUGGCAUCAUUCCACUAUUUGUACUAGCUAGUUAAAAAAAUAAAAUAAUUAUGCACGCAUGACUAAGUCGCUUUGGAUAAAAGCGUCUGCUAAAUGGCUUAUUAUUAUUAUUAUUAUUAUGAUUAUUAUUAUAUAUAGCCUCAUUCUUGAUAUUACAUUUUUUUUUUUUUUUUUUACUUUAGUUUAUUUAGUAAAUAUUUUCUUUACUCUAUUUUAUUAACUGCAUUGUUGGUUAAGGGUUUGUAAGUAAGCACCUGUUAUAUACGGCGCAUGUGACAAAUAAAACUAUUUGUAUCCGUUUGAAUCUCUUUCAAUGGGGGACUUUUAUUUUGAACGCGAACUGCAAAUGCCAGUAUUGUUGCUGAUCCUUAUUGUGGCUAGCUUCACACCGCUGUAGCUAACCUAGGUGGCUAAUUCUGUUAUGAUUUUAGCCCAUCUGAGCAAUGGUUGCCAUCACUCUUGUCCAGGACCUUGGCAGCUGAUAACGUAACUAGUUAGCUAGUUAAAUCUGUUAUAUUUUCACAACUUCACUGAACGUUGGCUAGCUAGUUCUACUAAUAUCUAUAUAUCUAACUUCAGUUGGACACACUUUUGUUUCCACUCAAAUAAAGAAAGGAAAAGAUGCGACAUUUUCUUCAAAUCCCAUAGUGGACAAUAGUCCACACUUGAGCAGUUACCCCCACCUUCAUUUUGGACAAACCGUAGUUUGACAGUAAUGGACUUGUGGCUAUGUAGGCCCAUGUAAUACACACCAUUAAUACAUCAUUGUAAUACAGCAAUGUAAUACAUAAUUAAAGGGACAAUUCACAAUUUUUCAAAUUCAUAAUCUCCAACACCAGCUGGAGGUGAAUAUGAAGUGUAAAAAAUGAUAAUAAUUGCCCUUUAAAACUAACUGUCACAAUCAACUGACCUGGCCCCUUUUCACUGAUAUCUCAAGUCCACCCCAUCCAAAUAUUGUGGUUUUGGCUUCUCCUUGUAUGCGAAAGGUUUAAACAGCUGCACUAAAAAAGUGACCUGACUAAGUACCCUCAGUUUGAAUUCCUCUAUACCUUAUUGUGUUUCUAACUGCUGUACUAAUUUUCUUCUUUCUUGGUUUUUAAUUACCCUUCAGAGCAACCCUGUUGCAGAGUCCUUUCAUUCGGAGGCAGCCAAAGGUGAAGAACCAGCCGAUGUCUUCAGUGAAAAAGAAACCAGCACCACUGUCAACAGUUCCAUCACAACCUCCAACCCCAAGUCCAACGGUGCCCAUUCAGACGAUGAGAAUGAUCUAUUUGCAGGCAUGUUAUCAUUUUUACCUUUAUUAUUACCCAUACUGGACUGAAGAGCUGAAUUGGUUUCAUCUCCCAGUGACGUCCUUGCUUAUGUUGCAUGUUGCCAAUCCCCUCAGAGGCCUCGGUGGAGCUGUCCAUGGAGAACCCCAGCGCCACAGCCAAGCCCUCCGGAGCUGAAUCCACCCGGUCACUUACACCAAGCACAGCAGCAACACAACCCAAGUCUAUAGAGCAGGUAGGCUACAGCAGGACAUGCCCAACAAAUUCCACCACAGUUGAGUUUGAUGUAAUAUGUUGUUGUCUGCUGCUUGUUGCUUCGGAGGGCCAUUAUGCCAUACCGUAAUUAUUAUCAGCCCUCGAAAGACAGAUAUAGGGAAUAUUUUCUGUUUGUUUGUUUUUUCACCUUUAGUUAACCAGGUAAGCCAGUUGAGAACAAGUUCUCAUUUACAACUGCGACCUGGCCAAGAUAAAGCAAAGCAGUGCGAUUAAAAACAACACAGAGUUACAUAUGGGGUAAACAAAACAUAAAGUCAAAAAUACAACAGAAAAUAUAUAUACAGUGUGUGCGAAUGUAGUAAGUUACGGAGGUAAGGCAAUAAAUAGGCCAUAUAAAUACAUACAAAUACUGGUGACCUUAUGAGACUAGCAAAACCCCAAACAUUUUCAUCAUCAUCAUUUCAUUAUGCAGCGUUAGCAAAAGAGAAAGAAUAAUUACAGUCUUGUUGUUCAUUUCCACCAAUUCAGUUGGAAGAGGAAGAGGGCAAGGACAACUUUGACUUGGAUGUUGCUGUCACCAAUCCAGAGAAAAUUGGUAAGGGAUAUUUCUACGUUUUCUUACUGUCUUUAAACUAAUGUUUAGCUACCAUUUUAGAAGCAUUGGAAAUGUGUAUUCUGGUUGAAUCCAUUGGAGCCAUGAUGUAAUUAUCUUAUCUUCCUCUCAAUUGAGUUUAGUUUUGAAAGGAGGAAGCCAAGAUGGCGUCGCUGUGAGAGGGAGCGUUUUUUCGCUUGUCCAAGCAACUUUGAGGGUUAGGUGGUUAACGGUCUAAUAUUGGCUAUCAAUGUAGCAAGAAACUAACUAGAACUUGUUUUAGCUACAUAUGGCAAGUUUAGAGUUAGUUUUUGUCACGUUGAAUGGGAAGAACACGACAGAAAGACAACAGAAGACGGAAUAUCAAAGCCUCACAGAAGACGGCAGGCAUGCUAGCUAGCUACGGCAAGAGCCAGAGUAGCAUGGAUAUGCAAGAUGCCACGAGCUCAAGCAAGAGAAAGAACAAGACGGACCAGGACGAGAUCCUCGCGACCUCUUUACCUCAGUUUAGUUUUUAAAUGUUGUUCACUAUUGGUCCUGGAGGGCUGUAGCCAGGAUAUGCUAGUUUUUUUCUUAUUUUAGUUUGUGUGUCAAUUUCCAGUCUCGGAUUUCAUAUUUGAAACUAAACUGUGUCUCAACCUCUGUAACAUGACAAUUUGAUCUUCCCUUUUAGGAGAUGGCAUGAAUGCUUACAUGGCCUACAAAGUGUCUACUCGGGUAUGUAACUUCUGCAAAAUCGGGACUUUUUAAACAGCUAGUUCUGGUCAUGUACGUAGUAGCACUCCCAAACCAUUUGUACUGUACUUUUCACUGUGACCAUGAACAAUUUGAAGGAAUUACUCAGUGCUUGUGUUGAGUAGGUCUACUUCUGUCAGUGUCCUCUAUGAAAUCAGAACUUGUGCUUUUGUCUUUCGCAAACUGAUACUAAUCUUCACUAAUUACACCCCCCACCCCCCAGACUACAUUACCCAUGUUCAGGAACAGGACAUUCUCGGUGUGGAGGAGGUUCAGUGAUUUCCUUGGGCUAUAUGAGAAGCUGUCGGUGAAGCACUCCCUAAACGGCUGUAUCAUCCCUCCACCACCAGAGAAGAGCGUUGUGGGUAAGGAACUACUUUUGCCCGCCAGUUUCAAAAACAAAACCACUGGUUGCAGGCAGAGUAUACAAACCCAGUAGAUUUCACAGGUGCAGGGUACUGAACACGGCACAUGAAAGACACUAGUAACACCAUGGCUUCACUCCACAGGGAUGACCAAAGUGAAGGUGGGAAAGGAGGACUCUUCCUCUGCUGACUUUGUGGAGAGGAGGAGAGCGGCUCUGGAGAGGUAGGACCUGAAGCAGCACCUUUUACCAUUGUUGUACUCUGGAGAGGUAGGACCUGAAUCAGCACCUUUUACCAUUGUUGUACUCUGGAGAGGUAGGACCUGAAGCUGCAGCUUUUACCAUUGUUGUACUCUGGAGAGGUAGGACCUGAAGCAGCACCUUUUACCAUUGUUGUACUCUGGAGAGGUAGGACCUGAAGCUGCACCUUUUACCAUUGCUGUACUUUGGAGAGGUAGGACCUGAAGCUGCACCUUUUACCAUUGUUGUACUCUGGAGAGGUAGGACCUGAAGCAGCACCUUUUACCAUUGUUGUACUCUGGAGAGGUAGGACCUGAAGCAGCACCUUUUACCAUUGUUGUACUCUGGAGAGGUAGGACCUAAAGCUGCAGCUUUUACCAUUGUUGUACUCUGGAGAGGUAGGACCUGAAGCUGCAGCUUUUACCAUUGUUGUACUCUGGAGAGGUAGGACCUGAAGCAGCACCUUUUACCAUUGUUGUACUCUGGAGAGGUAGGACCUGAAUCAGCACCUUUUACCAUUGUUGUACUCUGGAGAGGUAGGACCUGAAGCUGCACCUUUUACCAUUGUUGUACUCUGGAGAGGUAGGACCUGAAGCUGCAGCUUUUACCAUUGUUGUACUCUGGAGAGGUAGGACCUGAAGCAGCACCUUUUACCAUUGUUGUACUCUGGAGAGGUAGGACCUGAAGCAGCACCUUUUACCAUUGUUGUACUCAGACUUCGCAUGUACAGUUCUGUGAAGUAUCAAGUUCAGAUUGUGUUUUAUAUUAGCCUGUUGAUAUUUGUUAUAUUCUUUUGCUUUUGUUAAGAAUAUGGCAAAAGUCCACAUGCAAUGCAUUCACAAUACAUUUCUCAACGAUGUAUUGCUGUAUCUUCAUUGAUAUGGCAGGCGUUGCAUUGUUUCCUACCUGUAAUCUAGCCCAUUUAUAUUUGCGGGAUUUUCUAGGUACCUCCAGAGAGUAGUGUCUCACCCGUCCCUGUUACAAGACCCUGAUGUCAGAGAGUUCCUGGAAAGAGACGAGGUAGGUGACUCUUCAGUCAUUAGCUGUCAAUACUGUUCUCUCACAAAGUACUGGAAUCAUGCAUUCAUUUGUUCACUGUGUGUGUCUGCGUGUGUGUGUCUGCGUGUGUGUGUCUGCGUGUGUGUGUCAGCUGCCUAGGGCGGUGGGUACACAUGCACUGAGUGGAGCUGGCUUCCUGAAGAUGAUCAACAGGGCGUCUGAUGCUGUCAAUAAGAUGACCAUCAAGAUCAACGACUCAGACACUGUAAGACAAUCACUGUUGUGGUUGAUUUACUCAAAUGACAAAAAUGAAAUUAUAGCAGUAAAGUAAAUUAUCUAAAUUAAUGUUUGAGCUUGUGCCUUUUUUUUCCUGUAAAAUGUGAGCUUUCUCUUUACUGUCUGCUAAACGAAAUGCGUAUGCUUCUGUAAAGCUUUGGGUAGAUAAGUCCCCUUUGUCAUUCAAAUAGUUUUAAUUGAUGUUGAUUGGUUGCCUGAUCGUUCCUCCCACGUUGCUUUGUGUUCCAGUGGUUUGACGACAAACUGCAGGAGGUGGAGAGCGAGGAGCUGCAGCUGAGGAAACUCCACGCGGUGGUGGACUCCCUGGUCAACCACAGGAAGGGUGAGUUUCACAGGAAAAAAGGGAAAUGUCUGCUUCCAAACCCUUUGGAUAAGAUUGGAUCUUUAAAGCAGACGUUCCCUUUUUCCUUUGUGACCCUGGUAUAUCUGUUGUGUUUGGUCAGAGCUCUGCGGGAACACGGCGGUGUUCGCCAAGAGCAUGGCCAUGCUGGGCACCUCGGAGGACAACACAGCUCUGUCCCGGGCCCUCUCCCAACUGGCCGAGGUGGAGGACAAGAUGGAGACACUACACCAGGAGCAGGCGGCCAGCGACUUCUUCAUCUUGGCCGAGCUGCUGGCCGACUACAUCCGCAUACUAGGGGCCGUCAGGGUACGGAAACUUCAUUCUACAUCCGCAUACUAGGGGCCGUCAGAGUAUGGAAACUUAAUUCUGCAUCCGCAUACUAGGGGCCGUCAGGGUACGGAAACUUCAUUCUGCAUCCGCAUACUAGGGGCCGUCAGGGUACGGAAACUUCAUUCUACAUCCGCAUACUAGGGGCCGUCAGGGUAUGGAAACUUAAUUCUGCAUCCGCCUACUAGGGGCCGUCAGGGUACGGAAAAUUCAUUCUACAUCCGCAUACUAGGGGCCGUCAGGGUACGGAAACUUCAUUCUGCAUCCGCCUACUAGGGGCCGUCAGGGUAUGGAAACUUCAUUCUACAUCCGCAUACUAGGGGCCGUCAGGGUAUGGAAACUUCAUUCUACAUCCGCAUACUAGGGGCCGUCAGGGUACGGAAAAUUCAUUCUGCAUCCGCAUACUAGGGGCCGUCAGGGUAUGGAAACUUCAUUCUACAUCCGCAUACUAGGGGCCGUCAGGGUACGGAAACUUCAUUCUACAUCCGCAUACUAGGGGCCGUCAGGGUACGGAAACUUCAUUCUACAUCUGCAUACUAGGGUCCGUCAGGGUACGGAAACUUCAUUCUACAUCCGCAUACUAGGGGCCGUCAGGGUACGGAAACUUCAUUCUACAUCCGCAUACUAGGGGCCGUCAGGGUACGGAAACUUAAUUCUACAUACGCAUACUAGGGUCCGUCAGGGUACGGAAAAUUCAUUCUACAUCCGCAUACUAGGGUCCGUCAGGGUACGGAAAAUUCAUUCUACAUCCGCAUACUAGGGUCCGUCAGGGUACGGAAAAUUCAUUCUACAUCCGCAUACUAGGGGCCGUCAGGGUACGGAAACUUCAUUCUACAUCCGCAUACUAGGGGCCGUCAGGGUACGGAAACUUCAUUCUAUGGCCUGAAUUCUAAAUAGAAAACUACGACUACAUUGAUUGGAUGAGUAAAUCCUAAUAGAUAGCAAUGGAAGAUUAGUAAAAAAAUAAAACAUUUGUGCUAGCUUUGGUGCUAAAUUGGGUAGCUACUAGCUAGAAUCGGAGUGCCCUCGAUGUGAAAUUGAUGUGGUGCUAAUUUUGGCCCAAACUCGUGCAGUGCGGCUAAUUUGGGCAUUCUCGUUGUGUUUUCCACAGGGCUGUUUUGAGCAGCGCAUGAAAACGUGGCAGCGUUGGCAGGAGGCUCAGAGCACCCUGCAGAAGAAGAGGGAGGCCGAAGCAAAGUUACUGUGGGCCAACAAGCCAGACAAACUACAACAGGCCAAAGAGGAGAUCACUGAGGUACAGGAGCCAGCACUGUGGUAAUGCAUACUUAAAGGGAGGUGGUAUUGCUUUGAGUUCUAUUUCCACCUAAAACUCUCCUUAUUCCCCUCUUGUCUUUCAGUGGGAGGGUAAAGUCACUCAGUACGAGCGGGAUUUUGACAGGAUGUCUGUAACCGUUCGCAAGGAAUUCCUCAGGUUUGAGGUAAGGCUCGUCCUUUUCAUUUGAGCAACAUUGUGCUGCUGUAUUCAGGAUACAGGAUAGUUUUGAGUGAGAAAAUCUGCGUGACAGUUAUUUUCUCCCCCUCAUCUAACAGAAAGAGAAGUCCAAGGACUUCAAAAGCCAGAUAGUGAAAUAUCUGGAGUCUCUUCUACAGUCUCAACAGCGGGUAAUCUUUACUAUUUUUUUAUUUAAUAUGUGCGUUUUCGUGUAACUGUUUGCUUGAAAUGUUGGCCUUUAUACUGCAAAUAUUGAUGUGCUCUCUUUUCACUUUUCUUCCUCUUGGAUCUAGCUCGUAAAGUUCUGGGAAGCAUUCCUGCCUGAAGCAAAGGCGAUAGCAUGAUGAGGACGUUAGGAAGAGACCGACUGCCUUUUUUGAACACUUUACCUCCUGACUAUGUACCCAGAAGACAAUGCCACUACAGCUCAUCCAUAUUAUUUUAGCAUUAGUGAUUUAUUUUCCAGCUCUUCAGUAUGCUCUACAUCGGCACAAUGUAUUGAUUCAACAGAGAUGAAUUUGACAGUAUAGCUUUUCUAUCGAAAUAUGUCAGUGGUGUGAGUGGGAUAUUUUUACUCUGUGUUCUUGGGCCACCCUUGCUCAGAUAGGAAGAGUAUGACUUUCCAAUCCUAAACUGUUAACAUUUUGAGGUACUUCCCUAGAUUAGUAGUGUUUGUUUACAGUAGAGGGCAGUUCAUCACUGUUUACUAAAGCUCAUGAAAUAACUUUUGGAUCCACAAAAACGCAUAGGGGAAUGUAGCAAAUUGUGUGUGUCGUGUGAAAUACCACUUUGACUAGAGAGCUCAUUCAAAUUGAUAGUAUUAGUCCGUCUAAUGGUCCUUAAUUUGUACAUUUCCAGACCUACAGUGACUGCACAAAAUAAUGGAAGCACGGAAUGUAUGUUUAUGUUGACCCAUCAGAUGAGUGUGCGUGUGCCUGCCUGCGUGUUUGCGCGUGUGCUCCAUUGUUUGAUCAUCAGUUGAUAUACAUCUGUAACCUCAAAUAAUUAUGUUCAACAACAGUCUUUCUGAACUGACCAUCAGUAUGUUGUUCUCUGAAAUGCUAUUUUUAAAACAUCUGUGUUCGAACAUGUAGCCUCAUGAAAUGUGUCAUGUUCAGUGUUGGAAAAAGUACUCAAUUGUCAUACUUGAGUUAAAGUAAAGAUACCUUAAUAAAAAAUGACUGAAGUAAAAGUCACCCAGUAAAAUACUACUUGAGUAAAAGUCCAAAAGUAUCUGAUUUUAAAUGUACUUAAGUACAGUGGUGGAAAAAGUACAAAAUGUUCAUACUUGAGUAAAAGUACAAAGUAAAAGUCAAUGCUAUACAUAAAAUUCCUUAUAUUAAGCGAACCAAACGGCACGAUUUUCUUGUUUUUUAUUUAUUUACAGACAGACGGUGGCACAAUCCAAAACUCAGACAUAAUUUACAAACACAGUAUUUGUGUUUAAUGAGUCCGCCUGAUCAGAGGCAGUAGGGAUGACAAUGCGUGAUAUUGAUAGGUGCGUGAAUUGGACUGAAAUAGGUGUCAGUACUCAUUUUGGGUGCUGGUACUGUUUAGGUGCAAGAACUCCGCAGUACCUUUGAACUAAUAUUCUAUAUAAGGUGCAGGAACUCAAGCAGUAGAAAAUUAGGUGCUGGUAUUCAGUUGGGGUUAUACACAAGUCCAGCACUGACUAGCAGUGUGUAUUGAUGAUGAAAGCAUAGUGGUAACAAGUGUUGACUCCUUUAAUUUUCUUACCCAACAUUUAUAUGAGUGUCUGUUAUUUUUCCUCAAGAUGUGCUUUAUUUUUGUAACCACUUGCAUUUAGAUAAGAUAUUCCUGAAAGUGCUAUAGAUGGGAGUAAUAAAGAUGAUUGAUUGAACUUGGUUUAAUGUUUGAGGCUGGGGUUUUUUGUCCAUAAAAUUACAUUAGUAUCCAAGAAUGUAGGACAGGGAAUAUCAUAUGGAGGUUAUUUGGUGCAUGGUUUCAAUCAUAUUCCAUCCCCAUAAUAUACAUUUUAAAUUACUGAUCUUGUAUGAGUGGAGUAGGUACGAGUGUUGCAUUGUUGAAACCAUUGAGUUACAUAAUUUGAAGUCAUAUACUCAAAUAAUUAUUCACCAUUAUUAAAAAUAUAUAUUUUUUUUACUUGGGUCAAAAAAAAUAAGUAUCGAACCCUGUGCAACCUGGAAGUGUUGACGCAAGCGGGUGUGCUGUUCAUAGCUCAAUGGUGCGGUUGCCUGUACUUCCGGAGAACGUAAAACGUUUCACGAGCAGCGAGAUAGCGAGAAGAAGAAAAAUAAUGAAAGGGUUGCUAGUCUGUCUCUCUUGACUUAUAAUUAUACAAUAUUUAUAUUUUAUAGAAUUAAAUACAUUCGAACACCUUGCGGACAUUUAAGUGAAAUCGCAAGAGGCGUCUGAAUCAACAGUUAUCACCACAGCUAAAGUAAGUAGGUGGUUGUUUGCAUGAUGAUAGCUAGCCUCGUUGCUAAUGACGAUAACUACUGUAGCUAGUUAGCUAUUUUCCAUUUCCUCGUUCCACCUAAUUUGGGUUAACCGAAAUUACGUUCCCCCUGAAACAAUUGUGGUUCCAUGUCAAUGAGACUAGCUAUAGCUAAAUAUCAAUUAAAUAAAUGGCGCUGUUAGUUGGCCUGCUAGCUAGCUAACGUAUCCAAGCAAGUAACGUUAUUGCUUUUUCAUCCAAAUCAUUUUUUUUGCAUAGUUAGCUACCUAACGUUAGCUGGAUAGAUGAAAGUUAUGGAUGGAUAACAUUGCCCAAUUUAACAUUAUGGGUGCUUGCUUUUGACAAAACAAACGCUAACUAUCUAACGUUAGUUAGCUAACGUUAUGGACAUUACCAUCAUUGGAUCAGUGUGUGAAAGCUAGUUAACGUCAAUUUACACAUCUACUGUAGGUAGCAAGCUAAUCGAUAUGUCCACAUUGUCAUGAAGUAGCUUUUGUCUACGGAAGAAGGCUAUAAUAACAAACGUCGCUGCUGGCAUCGUUUAGCUCGUGGAAAAGCAUAUUCGCUGUUAACGUUAAAUCAGUAUUUUCCCUGUUAGCUAGCUAACUAGGUAUGUCUUGUUAUUUAAAUUGUGUAGGCCUAACUAUAGCCAUUAUUUUCUGGAGAAAAUGAUUAGACCUACAGUAGAAUGAUUCCUCAUUUGAUGUUAAUCUGGCUACCUGAGACAAAAUAUAUUGACGUAUAGAAUAUAAAUGACUUUAUUUACAGUAUAUAUGGACAAAUAUGCGUGCAAAGUGAGAAAAUACUGAGUGAGCCAUUGAGGAAAAAUGGAGCAGGUGAAAUUCUUUACAACCUUGGGACAUGAGUGUUUGCACCUUAGGCCAGCACAGAGGGUCAAUCAGGGCGGGGUCAUGAUAAUUUGUUUAUCCCUUUCAACUUCUGUUCCAUGGCAUCUCAGCAAUUUUUUUGGGGGGGGUGGUUAGAACUAAUCGAUGGUAUGAAUUUGACAGUAUAGCUUUUCUAUCGAAAUAUGUCAGUGGUGUGAGUGGGAUAUUUUUACUCUGUGUUCUUGGGCCACCCUUGCUCAGAUAGGAAGAGUAUGACUUUCCAAUCCUAAACUGUUAACAUUUUGAGGUACUUCCCUAGAUUAGUAGUGUUUGUUUACAGUAGAGGGCAGUUCAUCACUGUUUACUAAAGCUCAUGAAAUAACUUUUGGAUCCACAAAAACGCAUAGGGGAAUGUAGCAAAUUGUGUGUGUCGUGUGAAAUACCACUUUGACUAGAGAGCUCAUUCAAAUUGAUAGUAUUAGUCCGUCUAAUGGUCCUUAAUUUGUACAUUUCCAGACCUACAGUGACUGCACAAAAUAAUGGAAGCACGGAAUGUAUGUUUAUGUUGACCCAUCAGAUGAGUGUGCGUGUGCCUGCCUGCCUGCGUGUUUGCGCGUGUGCUCCAUUGUUUGAUCAUCAGUUGAUAUACAUCUGUAACCUCAAAUAAUUAUGUUCAACAACAGUCUUUCUGAACUGACCAUCAGUAUGUUGUUCUCUGAAAUGCUAUUUUUAAAACAUCUGUGUUCGAACAUGUAGCCUCAUGAAAUGUGUCAUGUUCAGUGUUGGAAAAAGUACUCAAUU